Ananas comosus (pineapple) is the source of this 1803-nucleotide messenger RNA. RefSeq names its product U-box domain-containing protein 39-like. Gene Ontology annotation, cellular component: cytoplasm; nucleus. NCBI's taxonomy places the organism in Eukaryota, Viridiplantae, Streptophyta, Magnoliopsida, Poales, Bromeliaceae. The record is from RefSeq and is a predicted model, not a curated record. Gene Ontology annotation, molecular function: protein binding; ubiquitin-protein transferase activity. Gene Ontology annotation, biological process: protein ubiquitination.
UUACUCUAUUUUGAUUCUAACAAACUAAAAAGGCUUUUAAAAAAAGGGAGAAUAUAUAGGGAGUGAAACACAAUAUUGGGAAAGCUGAGGGGCUAUACUUACAUUUUAACCGAUAAAAGGGACGUCAACCUGCAGACGCUGAAGAGUGGAACGGAGGAGGUGGUGAUGGGAAGCGAGAGGCGGCGUUCGACCCCGUCGCUCGACGAGCGCUCUGCGUCGCGGUCGGAAAUGGCGGAGGCGGUUCCUUCGGAGUUCCUGUGCCCCAUCUCGGGCGCUCUCAUGGCGGACCCCGUCAUCGUCCCCACGGGCGAGUCCUUCGAGCGGAGCUGCAUCCAAGCGUGCUCCGACCUCGCCUUCACCCCUCCAUCCCUCGGCCUCUCCACCACCUCCUCGUCGUCCUCCUCUCUCCUCCUCAUCCCCAACGUCGCCCUCAAGAGCGCGAUCCUCAACUGGUGCGAGCUCAACGGGCUCCCUCGCCCGCGCCCCCUCCACCCCGACGCCGCUCGCGACCUCGUUCGCCGCCUCAUGGCGCCGCCCCCCGAACCCGUCGCCCCCAAAACCCCGCCUCCGCUCUCCGUGCGCACGAAGAGGGAGCCCCGCUCUUCUUCUCCCUUUGCCUCUUCGGACACCCGCAAAUUUGAAGCCCCCGUAGGAGCUUCGAUCGCGGGGGACCAUUGCUCGGAGGAGGACAUCCUGAUCAAAUUGCUCGACCCCGACCCGUCGGAUCACGAGGCGGCGAUGGUGUCGCUCCGCAGCACCACGAGGGAGAACCGGGAGCGGCGGAUCGCGCUGUGCACGCCGCGGAUCCUCGCCGCGCUCCGCGCCACGCUCCUCUCCAAGCGCGCCGCGGUCCAGAUCAACGCGGCGGCGGCGAUGGUGAACCUCUCGCUGGAGGCGCCCAACAAGGCGGCGAUCGUCCGGUCCGGGGCCGUGCCCCCGCUCGUGGAGGUGCUCGCGGAGGGGCACCCGGAGGCGCGCGACCACGCGGCGGGCGCGAUCUACAGCCUCGCCCUGGACGAGCAGAACCGCGCGGCGAUCGGCGUCCUGGGCGCGAUCCCGCCGCUGGUGCAGCUCUUCCGCGGCGGAGUGGCCGGUGGUUCGCGGGGGCACCGCGCGCGGUGCGACGCGGGGACGGCGCUCUACUACCUCUCUCUCGCGGCGAUGAACCGGUCGAAGAUCGCGCGGACGCCCGGGGCGGUGCGGGCGCUCCUAGACGCGGCGGCGGAGGCGGAGGCGGAGGCGGGGGUGAGGAGGCUCGCGGUGAUGGUGGUGGCGAACCUGGCGGGGUGCGCGGAGGGGAGAGCGGCGCUCAUGGACGGGGGAGCGGUGGCGGCGGUGGUGGGGAUGAUGAGGGCGGGGGCGGGGGAGGAGGAGUGCUGUAUAUCGGCGCUGUACGAGAUGAGCAGGGGGAGCUUGAGGUUCAGGGGAUUGGCGAGGGCGGCGGGGGCGGAGGCGGUGCUGGCGAGGGCGGCGGCGGAGGGAGGCGGCGGGGGAGUGAGGAGGGAGAUGGCGAGGAGGACGCUGAGGGCGAUGAGGGGGGACGACGACGGCAUGGGAGGGCCGGCGGUGGGAUCGGUCGGGUUCGACGACUACGACGGCACCUUCGUGUCGGAAGGGCUAGCGGCGCACCGUGGCCGCCACAGGGACUUCCGGGGGACUUCAGGGACUAACACCACCAAGUUUUGAUUUUCUGCAAAUUAUUAUUAUUAUUAUUAUUCCAUUUGGUCCUGCUCAAUUGUAAACUUUGUUAAACAGCUUGUUGCUUUGGAAUUAUUGUGAUUUUAUUGCCCAGUUUUAUUUUUU